Lachancea dasiensis is the source of this 822-nucleotide messenger RNA. NCBI's taxonomy places the organism in Eukaryota, Fungi, Ascomycota, Saccharomycetes, Saccharomycetales, Saccharomycetaceae. The record is from the annotation of a GenBank genome assembly.
AUGAGCAACCGCAAAAACACGGCCGCCAACUUACUGUUGCGACAAUAUCGGGAGCUUACCGAUGCCAAAAAAGCGAUUCCAUCGUUUCAUAUUGAGCUGGACGAUGAUUCUAAUAUAUUCCUGUGGAACGUAGGUGUGAUGGUACUUAACGAAGACUCAAUAUACCACGGCGGAUAUUUCAAGGCGCAGAUGCGGUUCCCAGAGGAUUUCCCAUUUUCCCCGCCCACUUUCCGAUUUACGCCUGCGAUAUACCAUCCCAACGUUUACCGCGAUGGGAGGCUAUGCAUUUCGAUCCUGCACACUAGCGGCGACCCAACUUCGGAGGAACCGGACUCCGAGACAUGGUCACCCGUGCAGACCGUAGAGAGCGUUUUGAUCUCAAUCGUAUCGCUGCUGGAGGAUCCCAACAUCUCGUCUCCAGCUAACGUCGACGCUGCCGUGGACUACCGUAAGAAUGUAGACCAGUACAAGCAGCGGGUGCGGCUGGAGGUAGAACGCUCCAAACAAGAUAUCCCUGAAGGAUUUGUCAUGCCCUCUGCACGUACCGCCUACGUGGCUCAACAGCACACAGAACCAGAGGACACCCGUGACCUCGGAGACAACUUCUGGUACGACAGUGACGAGGAGGACGAUGACGACAACGAGCCCGCUGCCGACAUUUACGGGUACGGCCACGAUGACGAUGAGGACGACGAGGACGUCCAGUUCGAGGAAGACGAUGACCUGAGCGUCGAUAACGACAGCGUGAUGGACCGGAAGCAACCUUGCAAGGCAGAAGACGAGAGUGAGGAACUUGAGGACGAGAUGAAGCUGGAAAAGUAA